AUGAUGGCCGACACUCUUCGAGUAGUUGUCUGUGGAGAUGAUUCAGUGGGUAAGUCGUCAUUGAUCACUUCCCUAAUCAAGGAACAGUCGGUUUCAAGCGUGCUGACGAUCUUGCCACCCAUAACAAUCUCCAAAGCAGACUACACCAACAGCAUCGAAGGAGCUGACGCCAAAAAGAACCCUCGGAAGGGAGACAACACUCCAGCCAACAGGGUGAUUCUGCAACACAUUCCUAACAAGACGGUGGUGGUCGACACUACUUCCACAGAUAUCGUAUCACUCCAGAAGGAAUUGAAACGCGCAGACGUGAUUUGGCUCGUCUACUCCGACCACUACACCUACGAAAGAAUAUCGUUGCACUGGAUGCCCAUGUUCAGAUCGAUGGGAGUCAACUUACCGAUCAUCCUAUGUGCUAACAAGUCCGAUAUCAUCCCCAAGGGUACGUCCAUCAAAACCCUGAACUCUGACGAAUUUAUCCCAUUGAUAAACGAGUUCAAAGAAAUAGAAGCAUGUGUGCGGUGCAGCGCCAAGACCAACUAUAACGUGGUUGAGGCCUUCUAUUUGUGCCAACGAGCUAUUACCCACCCCAUAUCGCCUAUUUUCGACUCAAAAGAGGGCAAUUUGAAGCCAGCAGCUAUAGCAGCACUCAAAAGAGUAUUUUUCCUCUGUGACAAGGACCAAGACGGAUAUCUUGAUUACAAAGAGUUUUCUGAUCUUCAUGUCAAGUGCUUUGAACGGGAUUCAAGCUCAGAAGAAUUCGACAACAUUAUUUCGUCCAUAAAUGCUGUGAUAUUUCCGGAGGCCAAGGCCUCCAAGAAGAUCUCUGAAGAUGGAUUUAUUCUCCUCAACAAGAUGUACGCAGAGACUGGUCGCUAUGAGACCGUAUGGGGUAUAUUGCGGGCUUUCCAUUAUACGAAUUCGUUGUCGUUGAAUGACAGAUUUUUGUUCCCACAAUUGGACGUAAACCCCAAUUCAAGUGUUGAAUUGAGUCCUACAGGAUACAGAUUCUUGGUCGACUUGUUUUUGAAGUUUGACAAAGACAACGAUGGAGGGCUCAAUGAGGAGGAAUUAAACAAUUUAUUUAUUCCCACCCCAGGAAUCCCCAUGCUUUGGCAAGACUCACAAUUCCCAGCUUCGAUCGUGUGCAACGAAGAAGGCUACGUCACCUUGCAAGGAUGGUUGGCUCAGUGGAAUUUGACCACAUUUCUUGAGCACAAGACCACGCUCGAGUACUUGGCGUACCUUGGAUUUGAUGAUGGUGCAUCGAUCAAGGCCAUUAAAGUGACCAAGCCUCGAAAGAGAAGGCAAAAACAGAGUAAGUUCUAUCGCCAGGCUGUCAACGAUCGAAACAUCUUCAAUUGCUUUAUUUUAGGUGCACCCAAGGCGGGAAAAAGCUCUUUGUUGGAGCUGUUUCUUCGUGGAUCAUACAGCGACGUCUAUAACCCCACCAUCCGUCCCCGGUUGUGUGUGAAAGACAUCGAAUUAAGAGGUGGAAAGCAGUGCUAUUUGAUUCUAGAAGAGCUAGGCGAGCUUGAGCCAGCCAUCCUCAGCAACCAGCUGAGAUUGGAUCAAUGUGACGUUAUCUGCUACGCCUACGACUCCUCCGACCCCGAAUCCUUCCAGUACUUGGUUGACUUGAGAAACAAGCACUCGCACGCAUUGGAUGAGAUCCCAUCGAUAUUCGUUGCUUUGAAGGCAGAUCUCGACAAGCAGCAGCAACGUUCGGACGUGCAACCAGAGAACUACACCAGAGACCUCUUCCUCAACUCGCCUCUCCACAUCUCGUCUGCCUGGACCACGUCGCUCCAUGAGCUUUUUAUCCAGUUGGUCGAUGCUGCGAAAGCUCCCAGCACAGCCACCCCUGGUCUCGAGACAGAGCCCGAGUCCAACGAGAACGAGAACCUCAAGCACAUUGUAAUGGCCGGAGGGGCUCUUACCAUCAUGACGGCAGUAUCCAUCUGGAUAUGGAGAAGCUCGCUCCAGAGCUCACGAGCAUAA
Suhomyces tanzawaensis NRRL Y-17324 is the source of this 1998-nucleotide messenger RNA. Its product is annotated as ERMES complex Ca(2+)-binding regulatory GTPase. The coding region runs from base 1 to 1998 and encodes 665 amino acids. Gene Ontology annotation, biological process: regulation of mitochondrion organization; small GTPase-mediated signal transduction; mitochondrion organization. The transcript has a single exon. Gene Ontology annotation, cellular component: mitochondrial outer membrane. NCBI's taxonomy places the organism in Eukaryota, Fungi, Ascomycota, Pichiomycetes, Serinales, Debaryomycetaceae. Gene Ontology annotation, molecular function: calcium ion binding; GTPase activity; GTP binding. The record is from RefSeq and is a predicted model, not a curated record.